GCAAGUGACCAUGACGUAACAACACUACGCAAUUCUCGCGACCUAAAAUGGCGACCCUCGACCAGCAUCACUAGUUUUGUGUUUAUCCUCCGUUUUGCAAAUGACUGAUCGUAUUCAAUCUUUACUGUUGGACAGAGUCAAGGUUGAGUCAUGACCGAGCAGAGCAACGGUAACACCGGUGUGGAGGGCGUCGUGGAUCUCGAUGAGCCCAAGAAGAUGACCCGAGAGGACUGGAGGAAGAAGAAGGAACUCGAGGAACAGCGAAAGCUGGGAAAUGCUCCCGCUGAAGUGGACGAGGAGGGCAAGGAUAUAAACCCGCACAUCCCACAGUAUAUUUCCUCUGUACCGUGGUAUAUUGACCCAUCCAAAAGGCCUACACUUAAACAUCAAAGGCCACAGAGGGAACUUCAGGAGAAUUAUUCUGCCAUUGGAGAGUGGUAUAAAAGAGGAGUGCAAGAGAACAGCGUUUCGACAAAAUUUCGCAAAGGUGCAUGUGAAAACUGUGGCGCAAUGACACACAAGAAGAAAGACUGCUUGGAGCGACCCAGAAAAGUUGGGGCAAAAUUCACAGGCACAGCCAUUGCUCCAGAUGAACAUUCUCAGGUCCAACUCAAACUGGAUUAUGACGGGAAGAGAGAUCGCUGGAAUGGCUACGACCCCGAGGAACACCAGCGAAUAGUGGAGGAGUAUGCCAAAGUGGAUCUGGCUAAAAGGACACUGAAGGCUCACAAACUUCAGGAUGAGUUGGCCUCAGGGAAGCUGGACCAGUCGGUGAGCUUUCUUGAUCCUCUGGCUAAUCAGCUUGUCGUUUUGUCCCCAAACUUACUACGGAAAGCAGAUCUUAUAUGUGGUAUCUUUUCUUUGCAGGAGCGGGAACAUGACAGCGAAGAUGAGGAUGAAGAUAAAUACGCAGACGAUAUUGACAUGCCCGGUCAGAACUUCGACUCCAAGAGACGAAUCACUGUCAGGAAUUUGCGUAUCAGAGAAGACACAGCUAAGUACUUGAGGAAUCUCGAUCCAAACUCUGCUUACUACGAUCCAAAGACACGAGCAAUGAGAGAGAACCCGUACUCCAGUACCGGCAUGAACCCAGAUGAAGUGGGAUAUGCUGGAGACAACUUUGCCCGUUAUAGUGGUGACACCAUCACCAUGGCUCAAACACAAAUGUUUGCUUGGGAAGCCUAUGAGAGGGGCUCUGAAGUGCAUCUGCAGGCUGACCCGACCAAGCUCGAGCUGCUUCAUCGAUCAUUCAAGGUCAAGAAAGAAGACUUCAAAGAGCAACAGAGGGAGAGCAUUCUGGAAAAGUAUGGAGGCCAGGAGCACUUGGACGCACCCCCGCGGGAGUUGCUGUUGGCUCAGACGGAGGACUACGUUGAGUAUUCUCGUCAUGGCGCAGUAUUGAAAGGUCUCGAGAAAGCUGUUGCACGCUCCAAGUAUGAAGAAGACGUACUCAUCAACAACCACACUUGUAUCUGGGGCUCCUACUGGAAGGACGGUUUCUGGGGAUACAAAUGUUGCCACUCCAUGGUCAAACAAAGUUACUGCACAGGAGAGACCGGCAUUGGAAUUAGCAACACUGAGUGUGUUCCAUUUGAAGAGGGUGUGAAGAAGCUGCAAGAGGAGGACGAUCACCCCAAGACUUUGCUGCAGAUGCACCAAGAAAAGAUGAAAGAGAAGAAGAAAAAGAAGAGGAAAAGGAACAAGAAGCAUGUCAGUAGUGAUAGCAAGAAGCAUGUCAGUAGUGAUAGCAGUGAAUCAGAGGAUGAAGAGAAAAAGAAAGAGAAGCUGAAAAAGGCACUGGAAGCAGAAGACAAGCGAGUGAAGCAUGUGGAAGCAAUGAUGCAGCUGGAUGAGAGAAAGAGGCCGUACCACAGCCUGCAGGAAGUGAAGGCCCCCACUGAGGAGGAGAUAGAGGCCUUCCGCAUGAAACGCUGCCGGCCCGAUGAUCCCAUGGCUUCCUUUCUUGGACAAUGAUCUCCCCCUGGUUCCCGUUGCCCCAUCAAAAAGGACUCUCGCAGGACUCUCAAGUCAAGGACUUUCCCAGAGCUGUUGCUCGGUGAAACAAUGUCGUACACACAAUAUACUCAAGUUCCGCCUCACAAACGACAGCGAGUCCUCACAAAUGACUGCAAGUUUGCCAUUUAUGAUUGGGCAUUUGUGGUUUAUGGAAGACAAAUUGACAGUUUCAUCCGUUUUGAACACAUGCAGUCAUACAAAAACGCUCCCACAGUUAACAGUUAAAUGCAAUUAUGGAUUCAGGCAUUUUUUUUCCUCAUGAAAUUGCUUUGUGGAUUUUUUUUUUUCAUUUUUUUUGUUAAGACAAAAAAACCAGCCUUCAUCAACAGUGCAAAUAGAUCAGACCACAGUGUAUUUAAAUUCAUAGAACAAUUUUCUCAUUAAAAUCCCCCUUUGUAAGUA
Molecule: messenger RNA, 2418 nt
Organism: Syngnathoides biaculeatus (alligator pipefish)
Lineage: Eukaryota; Metazoa; Chordata; Actinopteri; Syngnathiformes; Syngnathidae
Gene: slu7
Product: SLU7 homolog, splicing factor
Exons: 14
Coding region: 151-1974 (607 amino acids)
Biological process (GO): mRNA splicing, via spliceosome
Cellular component (GO): spliceosomal complex
Molecular function (GO): pre-mRNA 3'-splice site binding
Source: RefSeq, a predicted model, not a curated record